AUGACGGGCGGUGGAGAGCCUGCCGCGCUGCAAGUUUGGGUCCAGGCGCUUCUCGCACAACGCCAGGUUCUAUUUGACCACCUUGAAGAAGACGGAGGCCUCGUUUACGCUGGAGACACGGAAGAGACGACGCUUCUCAAGCUAAUCCUGAAGCAGCUUGGUAGCUUCUUUUUGGCGUGGGUGGAGAAAGGGGUUCAAGAUCCGGCUCAAAUGGAACAUUGGAGGACGUUCAACGAGACGGAGCGCUUCACGCGGCAAGAGAGAAAGUGGCUCAUCAGCUGCGGUCUCGGCGACUCGGAUUGGCAACCCUCGCAAUACGUCAAGCUUGCCAUCGAAGUCCUCACCGGCGGUCUUGAGGAGCUGGAAAAGUUCACUCCCGCGGCGCCAGCUGAUUCGUGGGGUGACUUUGCUGUGGCCUGCAUUAUCGUGGUCCUUCUCGCAAUUGGGGUACUGGGGUUUUACGUUUUCGUGAUCCGAUGUUUCCUCGCUCAUAGAAGCAGAAUGGCCGUCAGUGAGGAGCUUGUCCGCCAGACCCCGGAUCAGCCAGCCCUGCCGGUAACCCCUGCGGAGAUCAGCAUUCCGAAAAAUGACGUCAGCACAACCUGUUCCGUUCAGAGCGCGUCUUUUACUCCCCUGACGCUCGACACGUCCUGCGCUUUCGACUGCGGCAGCUUCCAAGUCCAACACGCCGCAAUGGGCUUUUACUUGAACAAACACAGGGAAAUUCAGUCUGUUACCGUUCUGAACAGCGUAACGUCAGGGCCUUGGGCCGACACCUGCGACAUCGCGUUGAACUGGACGCGCAAACGGGACGCCGGGGGAGAGUCCGGAGAGGACUUCCGCAAGUUCCGCUUCGAACAAGCACCGGAUUCCGCUUGCACCUACGCAGUCUCUGCGAUGGGCUUCCAUCUGACGGGUUACAAGGCGGUCGAUGAGACGAAGCUAAUGGAAUGGUCGGGGGAUCUGGCCGGUUUGCAGUAA
This is a messenger RNA of Klebsormidium nitens, 981 nucleotides long. NCBI's taxonomy places the organism in Eukaryota, Viridiplantae, Streptophyta, Klebsormidiophyceae, Klebsormidiales, Klebsormidiaceae. The record is from the annotation of a GenBank genome assembly.